Molecule: messenger RNA, 2274 nt
Organism: Juglans regia (Persian walnut)
Lineage: Eukaryota; Viridiplantae; Streptophyta; Magnoliopsida; Fagales; Juglandaceae
Exons: 4
Coding region: 1-2274 (757 amino acids)
Molecular function (GO): zinc ion binding; nucleic acid binding
Source: RefSeq, a predicted model, not a curated record
AUGGAUAAGUCUCAAUCUCUCACAUCACCACCAUAUUUUGAUGGAAACAACUAUGCUUAUUGGAAAGUCCGAAUGAGAGCGUUCCUAAAGUCUGUGGAUGAACGAGUGUGGGUUUCCAUAACAAAAGGAUGGAGAGAACUAGUUGUUAUCAUUGAGGGAGUUCAAACUCCUAAAAGUGUGGAUAAUUACUCUAGGGAUGAAAUAAGUGAGUGUGGUUGGAAUAACAAAGGCCUGAAUGCGAUUUUCAUGGCUGUGUCCCAGGAGGAGUUCAAGCGAAUCUCCAUGUGUGAAAAUUGUAAAGAAGCUUGGGACAUUCUUGAGGUUACCCAUGAAGGUACUAAUGCUGUAAAGAAUUCUAAGCUUCACAUGCUGACCACGAGUUUUGAAGAACUUAGAAUGAAAGAUGAUGAAACUUUUGACGCCAUCUAUGCCAAACUCAAUCAUGUUGUCAAUUCUAGUUUUAAUUUAGGGGACAAAAUCCCUGAAAAUAGAAUUGUGAGAAAGAUUCUCAAAUCUCUUCCUGAGAGAUUCCAUCCCAAAGUCACUGCCAUUGAAGAGAGUAAAGAUUUAGACAAUAUGAGGAUUGAAGAGCUGGUGGGCUCUCUACAAACCUAUGAGCAUACUCUUCCUGUGGAUAAGAAAAAUAAGUCCAUAGCCCUCAACACUAUCGAUGAGUCGUCCGAUGAGUUGGCUAUGAGUGACAAAGAAAUAGCUUUUUAUGCUAAAAAAUUCUGGAAGAUGUUUGUAUCUAGAAAUAGAAAGAACUGGGGGGAUAAGAAGAAAAUGUUUGAGAGAGUAAAUACAAAUUCCAGCUCAGGAAACAAGGAAUGGAGUUCUAAGAAAUACACUAGAGCUAUCAAAGACAAGUGUGCAAAUUACAAAAAGGCCAUAGGGAAAGCAAAGGGUGCUUCUUUGAGUGAUAAUGAUUCUGAGACAAGUGACUCUUCAAAGAGUCUCUCUCCAAAGAAAAAUCGCAACUACAUGGCAUUCACUUCUUCUGUUGGUGGCCAAAGUCAUAGAAGUGAAUCAACGUAUGAAAAUGAGAGUAUAUCCGGAAGUGAAUCCGGGGAUGAUGAUGAGUUGGAGGAAAUCUAUGAGAAGUUGUACAAUGAAUGUGUAAAAUUGAGGAAACUCAAUAAAACACAUAUUCAGAAUAUAGAUAUUUGCAAAAGAGAAAAUGAGGAUCUCCAAGGUAAAUUGAAUGAAGCCAUUUGUCUAACCGAUCAGUUGCAAAAGAGGAAUGUGUCACUCAAGAAUAAAAUGAAAAUGCAGGGAAGUGAAUUGAUUUUGUUAAACGAUAAAUUGAAAAAUUUGUCUACUAGGAAACAAAAGCUUGACAAAAUCCUAAACUCAGGAAAGUCCGUUGGUGACAAGAGAGGUAUAGGAUAUAUUGAAGGGAAACCUGAUGUGGCUUCAACUUCAAAAACCCCAUGCAAAAAGGUAGGAAAAAUAAUAUUUGUUCCUGCAUCGAAUGAGAAUGGCAAAGCACAACUUUUUAAAAAGGGUAAGAAACCCCUACAUGUGCAAAAGCCUGUCCCACCUCCCAAGAGACAAGGAGCUCGCAACACGAGCUCUAUAUGUCAUCACUGUGGGAAGGUUGGUGAUGUUAGACAAGAUUGCUUCAAGCUAAAUAAUCAAUAUUUUCAUGCUCUUGCAUUCACUAAAAGUAGAACUGCUUAUACUUCUGAAAAAAGUAAGAAGUUCUUAAAUGCCCCUAGGUACGUCUCACCCUCCAUGAGACAAAAAGCUCACAAGGCAAAACACGUCUGUCACAAUUGUGGUAAGAUUGGUCACAUUCGACCAAACUGUUUUGAGCUUAGGGACCAUCCUAAGAAAAUUGUAAAGCCCUACUCAAGAAAAGGGCAUCAAAACUUGUGGAGCCAAGUCAUGGUCUUGACCAAACAAAAUGAGAUGAUCAAUGUGAAGUUAGACCAAUUGACUACUAGCCAAAAGGCUGAUACGUCACUGAUUAUGUCCACAGCCAAAGUCAUGUCUCGUCGUGUUCAUCCACCCCAAAAUCCUCCUGCCCCCGCUCAAGCACAUUUCCACAAUGCUCGUGCAAGAGAACUUUACGCUCAAAACUUUUCUACCCGUUCUCCAAUUGUCGAGCGUCUCCGGAACAUUGUCUUCCGGGUGACUCCAGGCAUGUUAGCGGACUUGCUAAAUACCCCGCGAGUGGCAAACCCUACGUAUCCCUAUACACGGACUUCUCCUCCUAGUCCGUCGGUCAUUGUUGAAUGUCGAAUUGGUCAUUUUUCUAGUUGGGAUGGUUAG